AUGACAAGUGCAACACCUUUCCUGACAACUGAGAACGGGGCCACAACAUCUUACCUCCCAUUGACGACAGCCUGGCCCUCUGCUGGAACGGACUGCGCUUCAGGGGUGUACCAGCAGAUCGGUGGGAUUUUCUUGGGAUGGGAUCCUUGGUAUGCGCAGAACGUUGACAACAGACUUUCGACCUGUUGGCCACCCGAAGCGUCAGCAUGGUGGACCCAAGCCGCCCUGCCAACAACAGUCCUGGGCCCAGUCUUCACCUGUCCCGAGGCAUACUACGAAGCUUAUACGUCGACGCUCGACAGCCACACGAAGCAGACCAUAUGCUGCCCGUCGCACUACAGACUCAACGUCGCCAACUUCGCAAAGGCUACGUUCCCCUCGCAUCUUCGGCUGGCACCUGAACGGGCUCAAUGUGGCUGCCUCCAGCACAGCCACUCCGAGUCCUACCAGCAGCACUGUGACCGACACCACCGGGGCGACAUCGACACCGAUCUCAACCUCGAGCGCUGCGGUUUCGACGGCCAGAAAUUCCAAUAA
Molecule: messenger RNA, 537 nt
Organism: Diaporthe citri
Lineage: Eukaryota; Fungi; Ascomycota; Sordariomycetes; Diaporthales; Diaporthaceae
Exons: 2
Coding region: 1-537 (178 amino acids)
Source: RefSeq, a predicted model, not a curated record